AGCGUUCUGGGGCGCACGAGGACCGCUCUGUGGUUUGAGUCCCUGGCCGUCUCCUGCCCCUCCAGCAUGAAGCUCCUGUUGCCGAUGCUGCUGGUAACCCUGCUGAGUGUGGGGCCAGCCGAGUCUCUCACAUGCUUCACCUGCUCCAAUCAGAAGAGCAACUUGUACUGCCUGAAACCCACCGUCUGCUCAGACUCGGACCAGUACUGCGUGACCGUGUCGGCCGCUGCUGGCGUUGGGAAUGUGGACCUGGGCUACAGCCUGAACAAGUACUGCUCGCCCAUCUGCCCGGGCCCCAGCAUCAACCUCGGGGUGGCCUCGGUGGGCACCCACUGCUGCCAGAACUCCCUGUGCAACAUCAGCGCCGCCCCCGGCAGGCUGCAGGCCAGCGCCACCCUGCUGGCCUUCGGGCUCCUGCUCAGCUUGCUGUCCGUGCUGCUGCGCCUGGGCCCCUGACCCCUCACCCCCCGCCACCUAGUACUACAGCGCUCAGCCCUCCUAAGUGGGGAAUACAGGGAGGGACGGGGGCCCCUU
Ochotona princeps (American pika) is the source of this 534-nucleotide messenger RNA. RefSeq names its product lymphocyte antigen 6 family member E (gene LY6E). Gene Ontology annotation, molecular function: acetylcholine receptor inhibitor activity. NCBI's taxonomy places the organism in Eukaryota, Metazoa, Chordata, Mammalia, Lagomorpha, Ochotonidae. The coding region runs from base 67 to 456 and encodes 129 amino acids. The transcript is spliced from 4 exons. The record is from RefSeq and is a predicted model, not a curated record.